Molecule: messenger RNA, 4196 nt
Organism: Etheostoma cragini (Arkansas darter)
Lineage: Eukaryota; Metazoa; Chordata; Actinopteri; Perciformes; Percidae
Gene: hoxb9a
Product: homeobox B9a
Exons: 2
Coding region: 309-1148 (279 amino acids)
Biological process (GO): proximal/distal pattern formation; regulation of transcription by RNA polymerase II; embryonic skeletal system morphogenesis
Cellular component (GO): nucleus
Molecular function (GO): RNA polymerase II cis-regulatory region sequence-specific DNA binding; DNA-binding transcription factor activity, RNA polymerase II-specific
Source: RefSeq, a predicted model, not a curated record
CAGACCAGACAAUCCCCCCGCGCACAGUGCGAGGCUGUAGGCUGUAGCACUUUGUUUCGCUAUAGUGAGCAAGUUGUUUGGAAGGAAGGGGACUAGUGGAGGAGCGCGCGCGAGAGAGAGAGAGAGAGAGAGAGAGAGACACAGAGAGAGAGAGACAGAGGAAGGGAGGGGGCGAGCUUGCAAAGGACAGAAGAGAGAAAGAAAGAGAGAGAGAGGGAAAGAGAAACAUCUCGUAAUGUCUCUCUUCUUCUUCUUCUUCUUCUUCUCCAUUUAGUGAACUCGCGGCGUUUCGCAGAUAAUGUCCGAGAAUGUCCAUUUCUGGGACUUUGAGCAACUAUUACGUGGACUCCAUCAUAAGUCACGAGAGCGAUGAACUCUCAACCCCGGCUCGCUUUCCCAGCGUCCAGUAUUCCAGCUCGAGCUCCGCCGCAGCCGCGGGCGGAAGGCAGCCCGGCGGAACGGAGCAUCCCGUUCCAGACUCGUACCCAUCAUGCAGCUUCCAACCGAAGCCUCCAGUCUUCUCGUCGUCCUGGAGCCCGUUCAGUCCACACCACGGUGCCAGUGGCCUCCCUACUGUCUACCACCCUUACAUCCCAGCCCAGCACGUGCCCGCCGCGGACACACGGUACCUACGCUCGUGGCUGGACUGCGCGCCGCGCGGCUCCGAAGCUGUCCUGGGGCAGGGCCAGACGGGGCAAGUCAAGCUGGAGCCUCAGCUCGGCCAUCUUGGCGUCGAGAUCCCACCCAAAAUCGGCGGUCAGCACCAGCACGAGACCACCACGUACAUUUUGGAGUCGACGUCCACGGCGGCGCGCGAUCUAAGCCACCAUCAGGCCGCCAUCCCGAGAGCAGGGUUUGAAGAAAAUAAGGACAUUUGUGAAGUGAGUGAGGACAAAGACGGCUUGGAUCAAAAUGACCCCUCGGCCAACUGGCUGCAUGCGCGCUCCUCCAGGAAGAAGCGGUGCCCGUACACCAAAUACCAGACGCUCGAGCUGGAGAAGGAAUUCCUGUUCAACAUGUACCUCACACGGGACCGGCGGCACGAGGUGGCGCGCGCACUCAACCUGACGGAGCGCCAGGUGAAGAUCUGGUUCCAGAACCGGAGGAUGAAAAUGAAGAAACAGAGCAAGGAUCAACCCAAGGACUAGCGGGAAUCUCACUCGCGGACGCACAUACACAUCCAGACACACACACACACGCACACACACACACACCUGCUAUUUCCAAUUUGUUUAAAUUUCCAGCCACUACAACGUAAGCUUCAGUCCUAAACCAAUCUAUACAACUGAUCAAAUGCUGUAUUGAUCACUAACAGUCUCUGAGGACGCCGCCAUGUUAACACUGAAGUCUUAAGAAGCUCGGAAACGCUACGUCUGGUGUUAGAAGGAGGACACUGUUGAACUUUGGAAUCAUUUAAGUUUGGAGUCAUGGAGGAUGAAAAAACUCAGAGACCAACAGCAAUCCCUCCUGGACCUCCUCUCGAUGAAAUAGGUCGGAUUCCAUAUAAAACUGCAGAUGGACCUGUUUGUUUGAAUAACUGAUAGCUCUUAUUUGUCCGACUUUUUCAUAGUUGUAUACUCUAUUAUUUAGGCUUUGAUAUUAGGCUGCAUUAUGGAAGCGAAGAAAGCAGCCAAUCGACUGGUAAUGCUAAAGAACUCUUCCUUUUAGUUAUUUAUUGUUUCGUCGCAGACGUCGGAGGCGCGCGGAAGUGCUGAAACCGAGGUUUCACGUGGACCAAUAAACAUGGAGCGGAGUGGGAUGAAGACACACAUACACACUCACACACACACACACACACACACACACACACACACAUACACACUCUGGUUCAUCCUUUUUCUUCUUUCUCUCUUUGCUGGCCGAAUUUGAUUAGAAAGCGCCCGAUGCUCGGCGUUGAUACAAGCAGGAAGCCGCCGUUUGUUUCCCGGUUGUCGAAUGUCUAAAUGUAACGAGCAGAUACCGGAGGGGUAGGACGAGUGAUGGGGUGCCAGGGAUGUUAACCCGACUCAGCAACCGGGGAUCCGCUAAGGCUGCUGUCGAUAUCGUUGAUCUCCACCCUUCAGCUUGCUCUCCAGAUGCUUUACGCGCUGCUCAUCUGAGGCCUUUAAUGACUGUCGAUAGUCGUCUUCAUGGGCCUGGUGUUAGCAGAGUUGAUAUGAGAGGAGAGUGCAGUACAAAGCACCAGAUUGUUUUAAUCAUAUCCCUCCUUGUUUAAAUUAGGCCUCAAGCAAGCAUCAGGACUCAGUUUUCUUCUCCAAUCCCGUGCCUACAUGCUUUCGCACCAGGCACUCUCAAAGAGCAUUAAACACAAGUGACACACGCGCUUCUUGACUAGACCGGCCAGGGCAAAACAUCUUUGGCUCAUAAUUCUUCCAGUUUACUUGCUAUUUGCAGUCAAGGUGUAACCAUUUUAAUUUUAUAUUCCAGUGCGCGAAGUCAUAUGCAUAUGUACACGAAGCACUGCUCAACAACCUUAUUCUCAGUCACCAUCCUUAAAUCUUUAUUCAAUAUGGUUCUGGCAUUGCAUCUUCAAAAAUGAUCAGCUCUAUUUUUAUACAUACAGAAAAUAUAUUGUGUAUUGUGCUAUGCAAGGCGGAUUUCCCACUCGUUACAGAAAAAAAAUACGGAUAAAAUAAUACCCUACCGUGUGCGCAACGGACUGAACAAAGAGCGAAAUACCCCGAUGCGCUACUUAAAUAGCUUUUUUUUCUGGAAAUAUUCCUAGAGGUUCUAUAACAAGUUUAUAUAAAAAAAUACAUAACAGAACACUUGAGAUUUAUUCCGAAAUUAUUUAGCAAUAGUGUAGAUUUACAUUUUACAGCUCGGGGUAUUAUGAAUAUCAGGUCAGACUUUAUGCAGACUUUUUAUUGAUCUGAAAGUGAAAAUAUGAAGAGGCCAUGUCGGAAGGCUGGCCUGCUACGGCGUUAUUUGAAGUGUCGACAUAGUUAAAUGGCGUCCGAUGGCAGUUUUAUGGACGGAUCAUAAACAACACAUUGGUUUUACAACGGUGUGUGCGUGCGCGCGUGUGUUGGGUGUUUGCGUGCGUGCAUGCGUUUGUGUGCGCGUGUAUGCGUAUGUGUGUGUGUGUGUGUGUGCUGUAGCCUAUUGCUGACCACAAAGGCUGCUUUUGCUUCCCCAUUGGAAACAUUUGACACACACAUAGUUUACGCACAGUUGCGCGGCCAUUGCCUCCAGUUUAGCUGAUGUUAUUUGUCAUUUGUAGUUUCCACGCAGCAAUGAACUGGUUAAAAGGAGCCUUUUUUGGCCAAGUCUUCAACAGAGAAGCGCUGCAAUUUCUCUAUAAGCAUCAAAUCUCUAUUUACGAGGAAAAAUGUUUACAUGGUUUUGCGCAUGCCUCAAGUCACUUGUCAUUUGAAGACGUUAUUUCGUCGUUUAGCUCUUAGUGUGUUACAUCUGUCGGAGGGGAAUGCUUCCUGAAAAUUUAAACAGACUUAAUAAAAGUUUCUUGACAGGACAUAUUUCUAAUUUAUUGUAUAUAAAGUGAGUAACCUCGUCUUUCGUAUUGGAAUGAGUUAAAUAUGCUAAAUAGUGUUUUGUCUUAUUGGGACAUGACAUGUUAUUGUAAUAUAGACGAUUUCUUUCUUUUUGUCUGUCAUGUUCUUUAGAUUCAGUUUUCCAUGUUGUGCCGACUGUCUCAAUGAUCUAUUAUGAUGUCAGUCCGAUGAGCUCUUUGUGUCUAUUUGUUUCAUGGUGAACAGUAAUGAGUUGUACUCUGCUAAGUAUUGGGACACAGAGGACGGAAAUGUUUGAUUAAAAAUGACGCAAAGCAUCUAUAUAAAUGAUACUUCUUAUUUUACAUACCUGACUCUGUUACUUUCCGCCAUUGCUAUGACUUUAGUCUCGCUUCCUGUCCCAGUAUGUACUCUCCUGACUGGAGGAACAAAAGUUUCUGGAGUUAUUAAUUUCUUUCCUGAUGAUAAAUAUGGACAGAGCUCCACAAGCCAUGUUAUGUUCCCUUCCCGUAUUUUUUUUAAUCAUGGAAAAUCUAAGCCAUGCGGCCGCAGUAAAGCUAUUAUUAACGAGCAGGCAAACUCCAGUCACUCUGAUCCUCUCCUCUCUGUGAAAUGUUCCAGUCCUUCUUGUAUGUUUUCCUCUCUUCUAUGUGUUGUUGUCUUUUUUUUUGUGCGAUGGCACUGCUGAUGCUGGAUUCCUAUUAAAGAAGAGAGUUUACAGUA